This is a messenger RNA of Humulus lupulus (European hop), 1094 nucleotides long. Its product is annotated as CBS domain-containing protein CBSX3, mitochondrial. Bases 130 to 870 code for a protein of 246 amino acids. The record is from RefSeq and is a predicted model, not a curated record. NCBI's taxonomy places the organism in Eukaryota, Viridiplantae, Streptophyta, Magnoliopsida, Rosales, Cannabaceae. The transcript is spliced from 6 exons.
GCGCGUGGGUGGGAUCAUCCGUUUGUUUAAGGUUUGGCUGUACACAUUUUUCAGUGAUUUUUUCUUUAGGGUUCCUUAUCUUUAUCCAUAGCCGAAAUUAACUUCUGCUUCUUCUUCUUCUCCACUCAGAUGUUAAGGACUUGCCACUUUGAAAAAAAAAAGACUUACCACUUGUUAUACCUUUGCGAGGAUGGAAUAGAAGAGCUUGAGAAUAAAACCUACCUAUUUCUCUCUCUCUCUCUGCAGGUAACAAUGCAAGGAGUUAUUCGAGGAUUUUUGUCCAAUGGAAAUGUUGUGAAAAAUGCUGUUUUGCAACGUAUAUCUCUUGUGAAUCCAGUGUUGCAGCCUGCCAUCUUUUCACGUUUUCAGUCGACUACAACUGCUCGUAUAGAAGAGCAUGGUUUUGAAAGCACAACUAUUUCAGAUAUCAUGAAAUCGAAGGGUAAAGGUGCUGAUGGUUCUUGGCUAUGGUGCACUACAGAUGACAGUGUUUAUGAGGCUGUUAAGUCGAUGACUCAACACAAUGUUGGUGCCCUGGUGGUCGUGAAACCAGGAGAGGAAAAGUCAAUUGCUGGAAUUAUAACAGAAAGAGAUUAUCUGCGGAAGAUCAUAGUGCAGGGAAGAUCAUCCAAGUCCACUAAGGUCGGGGAUAUCAUGACUGAAGAGAACAAGCUUAUCACUGUCAAUCCUUCCACCAAAGUUUUGCGUGCAAUGCAACUGAUGACUGAUAAUCGGAUCAGGCACAUUCCAGUGGUUGAUGACAAGGGAAUGAUUGGCAUGGUGUCCAUUGGAGAUGUGGUACGAGCUGUGGUGAGUGAACAUAGGCAGGAGCUUGACCGGUUGAAUGCUUUUAUUCAGGGAGGUUACUAGAUGAUGAUGACAACUACGACGAUGAUGAUGACAAAGAUCAGACACUCUUCGGUUGCCCUGGUUGAACAAUGAACAAUAAUAGGGCCGGGUGCUUGUAAAUACCCUUUGCUCUUUGCAACUCCUUUUGUGUUCUGUUUUUUUUUCGAUGUUCAUAUGCUAUGACAUCAAAACACCAACGAGCGAACUAACAUGGUUAAUAACGAAAACUUAUUUGCUGCUUAAAA